CUCUUGGUGAAAAACACAAAUAUUUUCUCUCAAAUGUGAUUAUCUGGGCGUGAAAAGGCGUGAGUCGUGAUUGAAUGUGAAAAUCGGCUGGGGCAGUGACUGCGGCAGCACAAUGGACAACAAUCACGAGUCCUUCUGGCGGCACAAUAGCCGUGCUGUGCCCGGGAAAACCGUGGCUGCCACUGUGAAGAGCAAGUCCCAGCAGAUGGGAUCCACGUCAUUUCAGGACUUUCAGGAGUCUGUGCGGGACGCCUGGGAGCUCGGCGACGACGAGUUCUGCAUUAUGUCAGGCAUUGGGGAUGGGAGGGCGAGCAAGCGCAGCGCCGGGCCGUCCGCCGCUCUCACCGUCAAGACUCACCGUAGCAAUUUGGGCAGAGCCCCCGAUGUCAAGCCGGCCGUCCAGGCGCCCCCGCAGAACCACACGCAGGAGAGCAACAAUGUGCCUGACGACCUGAUAAACGAGCUCAGUCUGGUGGACGACGCCAUCAGCCGGGAGCGCGCAAGUUCCGAGCCAAGGAAGCGUUAUCGCCAGUUUCACACAUAUCCAGGACGUCCUCAGCUCCUCAAACUGUCUUCGAGUUGCCUAUCCAAGGAUGAGAACAAUGAGUCCAAGCUAGAGAAAUUCACGGUGCUGCUAGAGGAACCGUUGCUCAACUUAAUCGCUCUGAAACAGCUCAGCUGGUCGGGCAUCCCGAAGAAGAUGCGUCCUGUGACGUGGCGUCUCCUCUCCGGAUACUUACCCACAAGUCUCGAGCGUCGCAAUUCUGUGCUGGAGCGCAAGAGGCUCGACUAUCAUAAACUCGUAUCUCAGUAUUUCCCCGUCGACAGUCGAGACGAGGCUCAGCAGGACACUUAUCAUCAAAUUCAUAUCGAUGUGCCGCGAAUGAAUCCACACGUGCCACUCUUUCAGCAGCAUCUCGUGCAGGAAAUGUUCGAGAGGAUUCUCUUCAUUUGGGCCAUCAGACACCCGGCCUCGGGAUACGUUCAGGGGAUUAAUGAUCUCGUGACGCCCUUCUUCAUCAUCUUCCUGCAAGAAACUCUUGAUUCGAAAGUUGAGCUUGAGACCUUCAAAUUGGAGGAUUUGUCGGAGGAGCAGCGAAACAUCAUUGAGGCGGACUCUUUCUGGUGUCUCUCGAAGUUCCUCGACUGCAUUCAGGACAACUACAUUUUCGCCCAGCUCGGUAUUCAGGCGAAGGUGAACCAUCUGAAGGAGCUGAUUCAGCGCAUUGAUGGGAAUCUGCACAAGCAUCUCGUGCAACACGGCGUGGAUUAUCUGCAGUUCUCUUUCCGCUGGAUGAACAAUCUCCUGACACGAGAGCUGCCGCUCCACUGCACCAUUCGUCUGUGGGACACGUACUUGGCCGAGUCGGAUGGCUUCGCCGUGUUCCAGCUGUACGUCUGUGCGGCGUUCCUCCUGCACUGGCGGGAGCAGUUGCUGCAGGAGAAGGAUUUCCAGGGCCUCAUGCUGAUGCUGCAGAAUUUACCCACUCACAACUGGAUGGAUUCCCACAUCAGCAUCCUCGUGGCGGAGGCUUUUCGACUGAAGUUCACUUAUGCAGACGCUCCGAAGCACUUCGAGGGCAAGAGUUGACAACCGCUAGGCACGAGCAAAUUCAUUGGCUGAUUUGAUCCUUCUCCACAAAUCCCUCUGUCCACCAAGCGGAUGAAACUGGCCAAAGGGAUGCGGUGAACGAGUUUAUAAGCGAACUUCUAUGGGACGAGAGAAUGCAUAACAAGUUUAAAUUGAUAAUUCCUGAUAGUUGAACUCUUUUGAGAGGUAGCGGACCCCGGAAACGGAUGCGAUUUUGAUGUGUGAGAUGCAUAUUGCAAAUUGUAUGUAAUUUUAAGGAAAAAAUUUGGAACACGGACAAUCCUGGAGGAUUGGUUUUUAUUAGAUCUCGCCCAGGACUGCCGAUCAACUACUUUGAAAAUAUCGAUUGAACUGGAAUAUUAGAACUUUUUAAAUUUAUAAUAAGUAAUAAAUAUGGCUAAAUAUAUGACUUCAAUGUCACGGAAAUAUG
This is a messenger RNA of Phlebotomus argentipes, 2021 nucleotides long. It is a transcript of the gene Tbc1d22, whose product is annotated as TBC1 domain family member 22B. Gene Ontology annotation, biological process: activation of GTPase activity. Gene Ontology annotation, molecular function: GTPase activator activity. NCBI's taxonomy places the organism in Eukaryota, Metazoa, Arthropoda, Insecta, Diptera, Psychodidae. The record is from RefSeq and is a predicted model, not a curated record. The coding region runs from base 113 to 1591 and encodes 492 amino acids. The transcript is spliced from 5 exons.